AUGGUGAAGAUACAAACCUUUAUUCUACUACUUGGCUUGAGCCUAGGUGUCUCCGCUAAGAACUCGGGCGUUGCGACAAUUACGGGAAGUGCUGCAGCCUUGUCGACGCUACAGACUGCCAGUGGUGUAGUGCGGUACAUCACCCUGACCCUAUUGGCUAUCACUAUGAUAAAUCUAAUCCACUCUAAACAGGCGGGUAAACUACCAGGCGGAGGCGGCGCGCGCUCCUGCCACAAGAGCGGAAAUCCCUGCAGGAAAGACGCUUGGUUUACAGAUUAUAGGGAUGGUACUCCUCCAAUCUACUGGUCAGACUGCAAUCUAGACUAG
Messenger RNA from Pyrenophora tritici-repentis Pt-1C-BFP, 327 nucleotides. Lineage: Eukaryota; Fungi; Ascomycota; Dothideomycetes; Pleosporales; Pleosporaceae. The record is from RefSeq and is a predicted model, not a curated record.